CCCAACGACGCACCCUUGAAUCAGAAGAUAGAAGCAAGACAAAAGCGCUUUCAUCUGCAGAUAUCAUCCGAUGGUUCCGUUAAAGAUAAUCUUCGGACACAUGACUCAACUAUCGGUGCGCUCAAAAAAUCCCAUACAACUCUCUUAAUAUAUGAUCCUAUAACCACACUGUGUUCAUGGCAGUGCUAGUUUCGACUUCCACGAGCAGAGUGUUAUCUCUUUACCAACAAUCUUCUUCUUCGAUUUCAGACCAUAAAACCCCCAAAUUUGGCAUCUCCACGCGGACUCUUCAGCUCGGUAUCGGUCCUUUCUCUCCAUGGAGUGGCCUAAAGAAUCUGGCUAUCUCUAUCACUCCAAAAUCUCUGAAGAAUGAGAGGAAGAGUAGGGGUAAGGGUAGAGUGGUUCAAGCAUCUUUGUUUGGGGUUGGAGCUCCUGAGGCUCUGGUGAUUGGGGUGGUGGCUUUACUGGUUUUUGGUCCAAAAGGUCUUGCUGAGGUUGCACGCAAUCUAGGGAAAACUCUACGUGCAUUUCAACCAACCAUUAGAGAACUCCAGGAAGUAUCGAGGGAAUUCAAGAGCAGCCUUGAACGAGAGAUUGGUCUUGAUGACAUUUCAAGUCAAACACAAAACACAUAUAGCUCCAACAGAGCAAACACUGCCUCAACCCCUUCACCGGUUGGCAGCCCUGAAAAUUCUUCAACUGCAGCUGACCCCAAUGGUGCUCCAUCUCAAACUCGAGCAUAUACCAGUGAGGAUUACUUGAAAAUCACAGAAGAGCAGCUAAAAGCAUCUGCUGCACAACAGAUAGGGCAGACACCACCAACCCCACCAGGAGAAAGCCAGGUUGAAUCUCAAAGUCAAGCUACUGUUAAAAAAACUGCUGCUGCCACACCUCUGCCGCAAAAGCCAGAAAAUGAAGUAUAAGAGACUCUCAAGAAAGGUAAUGUCAGGAAUUGUAAUGGUUCUCAGAUUUUACAAAGCCUGGAAUGAGUCAGCUGAGACGUAAAGCCUGAUGAAAGGAGUGUAUUUUUUUUUUCUUCCCCUUAUUUUUGCUUCUUGCUUCUUUUUUUCUUUUUUAUAGUGCGGAGGGGGUACUCGAAAGAUGAGUCAGUUUCUUAAUGCGCUGUAUAAUACGAUUUUGUAUUGGUUGCCAAAGCUGCGAAGGAAUGUUAAAUUUCAGGGAUGAAUUUAACAA
This is a messenger RNA of Hevea brasiliensis (rubber tree), 1194 nucleotides long. Its product is annotated as sec-independent protein translocase protein TATB, chloroplastic. Gene Ontology annotation, biological process: protein transport by the Tat complex. Gene Ontology annotation, cellular component: membrane. The record is from RefSeq and is a predicted model, not a curated record. The transcript is spliced from 6 exons. Bases 177 to 923 code for a protein of 248 amino acids. NCBI's taxonomy places the organism in Eukaryota, Viridiplantae, Streptophyta, Magnoliopsida, Malpighiales, Euphorbiaceae.